This is a messenger RNA of Labrus mixtus (cuckoo wrasse), 1934 nucleotides long. RefSeq names its product lysosomal associated membrane protein 1a (gene lamp1a). The record is from RefSeq and is a predicted model, not a curated record. Gene Ontology annotation, cellular component: membrane. Bases 250 to 1500 code for a protein of 416 amino acids. NCBI's taxonomy places the organism in Eukaryota, Metazoa, Chordata, Actinopteri, Labriformes, Labridae. The transcript has 9 exons.
GCAGUCAGUCCGUGCUCGACAUCUAACCGCGUUGAACCGGGUCGUUUCCAACAGGACUUGUCUUAUGAACACUGAGUAAUUAUUUCGUCUUCACACGGACAGAAGAUUAGCAGUAACGUCACGCCUCGUAUUUUAGAUAACGGUCCCGCGAAGUCAAGUGCAAUUCACGGUGCGCUCGUGAGGACCCACCUGCGCCUGAAGCGGCUCCUCUGUUGUCUUUUUUUUUUUUCUUGCCCUCCGAUCUGAGAGAUGAAGCUAUUUCACGCUUUGGCCGUGCUCAUCAUCGCCUGGUGUGCGGUUAUAGGUCGCUCUCAGGCUGUUACUCUGGAGGUGAGGGCGGGGGACUCCACCUGCAUUAAGGCUGAGCUUUCAGCGUCAUUCUCCAUCCCGUACAACACCUCCAGCAGCACGAGAACAGCGCAGUUCUCGCUGCCUGACUCGGCCACAGUGGAUACAGGCAGCAGCUCGUGUGGCACAGACAGCAGCUCGCCAUGGCUGGUGGCUGUGUUUGGACCGGGCCACGCUCUGGGAUUAAGCUUUUCAACCAACGGAAGUCUGUACAAUGUGGCUAACCUGACGCUGCAGUACAACCUCAGCGACACAUCGGUCUUCCCCGGGGCAGACAGCUCCGAUGUCGUCACUGUUGUGUCGUCUUCAGUUGGGAUCUGGGCAACGGUCAACACCACCUACCGCUGUGAGAGUCCCACCACUUUCCGAGUUGGAGGAUCAACUGUCACUUUUUCUGGCACGAGACUCGAGGCGUACAUGCCACAAAAUGAACUCAGUCCAACAGAGAGUGUAUGCAUGGCAGAUCAGGCUAGUACUACAGCUCCACCAACCACUGCCAGUACUACAACAACCCCAGCCCCAGCACCGACCCCUCCAGGAACUCCUGAACGGGGCACCUACUCCGUAAACAACAGAAACGGCACUGUGUGUCUCCUGGCCCGGAUGGCACUGCAGCUCAAUGUUUCCUAUUUCUCUCUAUCGCAGAACAAAACUGUGCAAGAAUUAGUAAACCUGAGUCCCAAUGAGACCAGUGUAUCAGGAUCAUGUGAAGCCAGCAGUGCUUCCCUGGUUUUAACACAAGAGCAAAUCACCACACUCAACCUCACCUUCACCCUGAACUCCACAAGCAACAAGUACCGCCUGAGUGCAAUAACUCUGCGGGCUAACUGGUCUGACAUGAGGGGUCCUUUCCUGGCCAGUAACACCAGCCUGGAUUACCUGCGGAGUACCCUCGGCCGCUCCUACAUGUGCAACGCAGAGCAAACUCUGGCUGUAGUGCCCACUUUCUCUCUCAACACAUUCAGAGUGCAGGUGCAGCCCUUUGAAGUCACCACAAACCAGUUUGCAACAGCCGAGGAGUGUCAGAUAGACCAAACCCAGAUGUUGAUCCCCAUCAUCGUGGGAGCCGCUCUUGCCGGCUUGGUGCUAAUCGUCCUCAUUGCGUAUCUGAUAGGCAGGAAGAGGAGCCACGCUGGAUACCAAACUAUCUGAGUGGACCCUUUAUUUCAAACUUAAACCUGGCAGACAUGGGUGGAGAUGAACCUUAGUGUGUGAGUGAGCAGGUAAUAAGACUAGACACAACAUGAGUGAAUGGAAGCAGUCGGUACUCUGUGGUGAGUGCAUGCUAGUUUUUGCAUAUCAUGUGUGACCUCUGGAUAUUUUACUUUCACUUUCUCCGUGAGACGAGAAGCCAAAGACCUGCUAAGUUUAGUUUGUGUGAUCAUCUAGAUGGAGUCGAAAAAGGAUGGAGGCAGUCUGAAUUACCCCAUCAGCUGUUGUAUUCUUGUUCCAUUAUGUUCCAUGAAAUGUUUGAAUUUGCUCAAACUGCUGUUUGUUGUUUAUAACUUUAUAAUUAUUUAAAAAUUAUCUUUUUUGUAUCCCAUGCAGUUACAGAGGCAGAGAGUCAAUAAACAGCACAGCAAGAA